Megachile rotundata (alfalfa leafcutting bee) is the source of this 2039-nucleotide messenger RNA. Its product is annotated as protein G12-like. Lineage: Eukaryota; Metazoa; Arthropoda; Insecta; Hymenoptera; Megachilidae. The record is from RefSeq and is a predicted model, not a curated record.
GACGCGUACAGGAACGAGGAAGCAAACGAACGCGUUCUCGUCGUCGUCGGCGACGUUUGGGCAUCCAGGAGACGGUCUCUCAGUCGAGAGGGCGUCGACGAGAGGAGUCCUAUUCCAAUUCCAGCGAGUUAAUUGGAAUUGUUUGCCGCAGACACCGCGAGCCGCUUGCCUUAGCACAGUUCCGAACCCUAUUUCUCCUUCAGCAGCUUCCCUUGUCGUCGGCCGGCUUCCUCUCUUCAACAGGACCCGACGACGCUCCACGCCACCAAACUCACACCGUCGCAUCCCGACGCUCCGCGUCGCGUUCGUACGGCUCGUGACGUCGUCUUCAACGGAAUUAAUUCCUUCCGCGACGGCCUGUCUUAAAUUUCCUUCAGAAAUAAGCAGGGAAGCCUUGGAUCGAGAGCUCGUCCCAUGAAUCUUGAUCGGAUGCAAGCAGUCGUUUCAUACUCCAUAAAAAUUCUUCGUUUACGAAUUUAAAUACUGCUUUGGUUAUAUAAAAAUCCCCAGAUAGUACAAUGUAUACAAAAUUCAAAGAGAUUAGGGUUAUAUAGGACUUAAAAAAUAUAUGAAUAUUGCAACAAAUUCAUCUUUCGCGUAAUAAAACCCAACUGCAUUCGAAGCCGGCCGAAUGAAUUUAUGGUAAACAAGUAUUGAGUAUAAAGUUGCAGUGGAAUCCGCAAUUUAUGCAAUUCGGUUGCAAUAAAAAGCUUACAAUGGAAGUUUUCUUCGCGGUAAAAGAAAGUCUUGUUAAAAAGUAACGAGUCAGCCAUCAUUCGUUGAUAAACAUUUCCUUUGUAUAGUUACGGUUUUUCACGUCUUUCUUAAUGAAGCUUCCGAAGCAGGUUACCUUAUUCCAUCGAAACUUUUCUUUCCAAGAUAUUUCUCUUUGAUGCAAUAUAAUAAGCCCGUGUAUUAUGCAAAGCUAUAUAACGAGAAACAUAAAUUCGCUUCAGCGGGGCAAACUUGGUUGUCUAGAGAAGCAUGAAAAGAGAAAUUAACGUACACACGGUGCGUUACGUUUUGCGGAAAGCUUCGAGUUACGAUACAGCCGGUGAAUUUCCACGGAUGCCUCGUUAAAUCCGUAUUCUACGUAAUUUUUAACGCGGACACGCAGUAACAAUUAUCUCUUCGGUGAAUUAAUUUUAUAUCGAUGAGCACUUAAAUGUUAUCGGCGUUACAUUACUGAUUUUUUAUCGACCGUGUAUAUAAGAGGUAACGGAACGCGAUCGAACAGUAACAGUAGCGCACGAUCACUGAACCCGAAGAAUCCAAGGAGGUCUAAAAUAACAAGAUGAAAUUCACUCUCGCAAUUUUUGCCGUUCUGGCCAUUGCCGGCCCUCUGAGCGCUUACAAGCUACCAAGCACCGGCUCAGGUCAGUUGGCUAAAGACUUGCAAGACGUAGUGGACAUGAUACAAUUCGACAAAGUAUUCGACAUCACGAAAGCGUACUUAGCUCAAGAUAAGGAGGUGCAAUUGAUGGCAGCCCUCGUGGACUCUCAAGACUCGAAAAAAUUAAUACAAUAUGUUGAAAAUGAGCCUGUUUUUAAGAAACUGGUGGCCUUCAUGCAAGAAAACGGUCUGGACAUCUAUUAUUUGAUUAACAAGUACAACGAAUUUAUACAGAUACCGCAGUUCAAACCUUCAGUAGCUCUCCAACGCGAAAUCACAGGUGGAGUUGUCGGUUAUGUGGAAGAUAUUGCUGCAAUAACUCCGAUGGACAAAAUGAUGCACGUAAUAGAAGACAGGUUAAAAACUUCCAAACCGCUCUCCGAAUUAGUUAAACUUGCCUCGACCCCUGAAGUUGUAAGUUUCGUCGAAUCCCUCAGAUCAAAUGAAUUCUUUUUGAACUUAGAAAAGCAAGCGGACCAAAAUGGUCUCGGUAGUCUUAACGUCGAUCGUUAUUAUACUUAUUUUGCGAUGGUUAUUCCCGCAGCUAGGUCCACUUUUUAAUUAAGUAGAAUAGAAGUACUGAUGCUAUGUCAUGCUUGUAUGAAUAUGUUAUACAAAAUUGUUAAUAAAUAAUUACGUUGUUGCA